AUGGGCCAGACUCGGGGUGCUAUCCUCGCUUUAGGCGGGUUCGCUAAGCCGCAUGGGGCAGCUGUAUGGCUGCAAGCGACUGAUGAUGUUCGCAUGGGGUAUACGAGUACUAGUGAUGCGGGUAACAGUACCAGCGAUUUAUCGUCGAUCGCUGACACCUUGCCACCAACCUCCGCCACUCCCUUUCCCCCUCCCGCACCCUCCGCCGCUCCCGUUUCCCCCCUUCCUCCUCCGCUCAUCCCCGGCUCCCGCGUGCGCUCGCCUGCGCAUCUUACGCUGCUGCGGCGGCGCUGGCGCUGCUUGAGCGCUCGCGGGAAGUGGGUGCUUCCGCUCGCCCCCCGACUUCUGCCGUGGUCGCGGAAGCAGAGCCACAGAAGCGAGUGGGAAUGUGACGACCGUUGGAUCAACACGCCCGGCCACGUGGCGUUCCGGGACGCGGAUGUGAUUGCAGCGAAGGCGAUAGCAGCGAAGCGUGGGGUGGGUUUUGCGCGGAUUGGGGAAGGGAGAAGGGGGAGAGGGAGAAUGUUUGCAGACAGAGGGGCGAUGACGGAUGCGGAAGGUAGGGCGAGGGGACAGGGGGGAGAUGGACGCAUGAGACAAGGGCGGGGAAAGCGGCGGCUAAAAGAAGCAGGGUCAGGAGUAGAGGCAGAAGAAGGAGCGGCAGCAGAGGCAGCAGGAGAGGCAGCAGCAGAGGGAGCAGGAGGAGGAGCAGCAGAGGCUGCAGCAGAAAGUGCAGGAGGGCGAGCAGCAGGAGUGAACGGGACAGUAGGGGGGUUUGAGAGUCAGUGGAACGUUCGUCCAGCUGCUAAGUACCAGUGGGAGGUGGAGAGCGGUGAGUGCGGAGAAUGGAGGGAUGUGGAUGGGUUGAGACUUGCUGCGAAGCUGGCAGGGACGAAGGCUCCAGGAGCAGGAGGGGGUUCCCAUGCAGCGCCAGGGGGGUCUUUCCAACCGUCUCCUGGCGCUGCCGCCGCACCCGCGGGCCCAGUAAUCGCAGGUCCGCCCGGAACCCUCCCCCCAGGCGCGGGGGUUCCAGGCGCAGGCGGAGCACCCGGCGCAGGGGGGGGAGUAGCGGGGGGAGUGGCGGGCGCAUCUCCUGUGAUGCAGCCGAUGCCCGGGGGAAUGCAGCACAUGCAGCCGUAUAUGAUUCCGCCUAUGGGGCCGGAUAUGCAUGGCAUGUAUUACCCCGGGAAUGGAUACAUCCCCCACUACUACUACGAUUACUCUAUGCCAGGCUACGCGGAUCCUCCGCGCAUGCCCCCGGAGCAGUGGGAGGAGUACAUGCGCAUGGCCGCGCGGAUGGAUGGGGGAGCGGGCAUGAUGGACGGCGCACACCCGUCCAUGAUGGGCGCUCACAUGUUCGGCGCCCCUCCCCCCGGGUACCCCUUUCAAGGUCCUCCUAUGUUUCAGCCGCCCCUACUCCGUCCGCCCUCGCCUGGCGGUAAGUCGUGGGUCACGGACGGCCGCCCCUCCCCCGCCCCCCUUCGCCUGGCGGUAAGUCGUGAGUCAGGGACGGGCGCACACCCGUCUAUGAUGGGUGGAAACAUAUCGCGCCCAUGUCCCCCACACACGCCCCCAGUGAUUGUCAUCCCACCCCACUUACCUUGCCCGUUUUCAACUCUUACUGAGACCGUGUUCUCCUCAUGCUUCCCCUUUCCUGCCAACUCGCCCGCCCCUCCCUUAAACCCCUUUUCCUCCCCCCCACCCCGUUUCCCCGUUCCCCUCCCCCAGACCCAGCGCAGCCUGGCGAUUCCUCCCAGUCAGGUGCAGCAUCCGCGCACAUCCGCCCAGGUCACAUGCCCCCAGUCUGGCCCUUCUCACACUCAUGCUGUGUCCCCACCCCUCAUUCCUCUUCCCCCCUCGACCUCCCCCCCCUUCUUCCCCCCAGACCCAGCCCAGCCUGGCGAUUCCUCCCAGUCAGGUGCAGCAUCCGCGCACAUCCGCCCAGACCCAGCCCAGCCUGGCGAUUCCUCCCAGUCAGGUGCAGCAUCCGCGCACAUCCGCCCAGACCCAGCCCAGCCUGGCGAUUCCUCCCAGCCAGGCGCAGCAUCCGCGCACAUCCGCCCAGGUCACAUGCCCCCAGUGAUCGGCGCCCCUCCCCACAUGCCCCACAUGCCCAUGCACGCCUACCCCCGCCCCUCCCCCAUGUCCUCCGCCUCCCCGCCCAUAAACCCGCUCCCCAUGGGCCGUGGGGGGUACAAUCUCCUCCCCCGCGGGGGGCAGCAGCCUAUGGGCGGGCGCGGGGGAGGCGGGCGCGGGGGGGACGGUGGCGGAGGAGGGGGAAGGGGAGGCGGGCGCGGAUGGGGAGGGAACCGGCGGGGGCAAGGCCCUGGGGGUGGGGGCCAGGCAGGCGGAGGGGGAAGCGGGGGAGGGGGGAGCGGAAGUGGCGCGGGCGCAAGUGCAGCUGCAGGCGGAGGAGGAGGAGGCGCGGGAGCAGGGGCAGGGGGAGCAGCGGGGGGAGGCGGGGGGAACACUGGGGGGGCGGGUUCCCCUGCUAACAGAGGAGCUGGUCUUCUAGGCAGCAUUGGGGGACAGGGGCAGCACCAGCAGCAGAUAGGCGCAGCUGCUGGUGCCAUAGGGGAACCUAUAGGCGCUGCCGCACCAGCUGCAGCAGGGGUUGGAGCAGGGGCAGCUGGGGGAGCGGGGGGAGCGAUGGGGGCAGCAGCGGCAGCAGGGGGGGCACGUGGCGGAAUAACCUUGCGUCCAGACGAGUACAAUCGGGCGGACUUCAAGACGUCGUACGAGGCGGCGCGGUUCUUUGUGAUAAAGAGCUACAGCGAGGACGAUGUGCACAAGAGCAUCAAAUACGGCGUGUGGGCGUCCACCCCCACGGGCAACAAGCGCCUCGAUGCCGCCUUCAAGGACGCCGCCGGGAAGAGCAGCGCCACCCCCUGCCCCGUCUUCCUCUUCUUCUCCGUAAUUGCCUUCUACCCAGGUGAACGCGAGUGGGCAGUUCUGUGGGGUGGCGGGGAUGCUGACCCCAGUGGACUUCACUCGCACACUUUAUCUUUCCUUCCCUUUCCUUUCCCCCCCUCUUUCCCCCUUUCUCCCCUGUCUCGAUCCCUCCUCUCACCCUCCCUGUUUCAGGUGAACGCGAGUGGGCAGUUCUGUGAACGCGAGUGGGCAGUUCUGUGGGGUGGCAGAAAUGCUGACCCCGGUGGACUUCACUCGCAGUGUGGACUAUUGGCAGCAGGACAAGUGGAACGGACACUUCUCACCCAACUCGCUCCCUCUCUCACCUCCCCUCUGUUCCGUCCCCUCUGGCAGGUGAACGCGAGUGGGCAGUUCUGUGGGGUGGCGGAGAUGCUGACCCCGGUGAACGCGAGUGGGCAGUUCUGUGGGGUGGCAGAAAUGCUGACCCCAGUGGACUUCACUCGCAGUGUGGACUACUGGCAGCAGGACAAGUGGAACGGACACUUCCAGGUCAAGUGGCACGUGAUCAAGGACGUGCCCAACUCGCAGUUCCGGCACAUCAUCAUCGCUUCCAAUGAUGGCAAGCCUGUUACCAACAGCAGAGACACGCAGGAGGUGCCGCUGCAGCAGGGGCAGGAGAUGCUGCGGCUGUCCAAGGGCUACUCGUUCCAGGGAUUCACCCUCUCCCCCCACUCCCCCCUCUCCUCCUAUCCCCCAGGUGCCGCUCUAGUAGGGGCAGGAGAUGCUGCGGCUGUCCAAGGGCUACUCGUUCCAGGGAUUCACCCUCUCCCCCCACUCCCCCCUCUCCUCCUAUCCCCCAGGUGCCGCUCUAGUAGGGGCAGGAGAUGCUGCGGCUGUUUAAGGGCUACUUGUCGCUUAUGCCAUGCACUGCCCUUUCCCUACUCGAUCCCCCCAUCCACCCUUCCCCCCUCCUCCCCCCACCAGGUGCCGCUGCAGCAGGGGCAGGAGGUGCUACGGCUGUUCAAGGGCUACUCGUCCUCAGUGCCGCUGCAGCAGGGGCAGGAGAUGCUACGGCUUUUCAAGGGCUACUCGUCUCCACGGUGCACGCUGCACUGCCUGCUCAUUCUCCCCGAUUCCUUGGUCCUCUCCCCUCGCCCUCCUCCCUCCUCCCCUCUCCCACCAGGUGCCGCUGCAGCAGGGGCAGGAGAUGCUACGGCUUUUCAAGGGCUACUCGUCUCCACGGUGCCGCUGCAGCAGGGGCAGGAGAUGCUACGGCUUUUCAAGGGCUACUCGUCUCCACGGUGCACGCUGCACUGCCUGCUCAUUCUCCCCGAUUCCUUGGUCCUCUCCCCUCGCCCUCCUCCCUCCUCCCCUCUCCCACCAGGUGCCGCUGCAGCAGGGGCAGGAGAUACUGCGCCUAUUCAAGGGCUACUCAUCGCGCACGUCCAUUCUGGACGACUUUACCUUCUACGACUCGCGCCAGCGCGCCAUGCAGGAGCGGAAGACCCGCCACCCCUCCCACCCAACCACCUCCUGAAUCACCCAUGCUCCCCCUCUUUUCCUCCUCUCCCCCUCUUUUCCUCCUCUCCCCCUCUUUUCCUCCUCUCCCCCUCUUUUCCUCCUCUCCCCCUCUUUUCCUCCUCUCCCCCUCUUUUCCUCCUCUCCCCCUCUUUUCCUCCUCUCCCCCUCUUUUCCUCCUCUCCCCCUCUUUUCCUCCUCUCCCCCUCUUUUCCUCCUCUCCCCCUCUUUUCCUCCUCUCCCCCUCUUUUCCUCCUCUCCCCCUCUUUUCCUCCUCUCCCCCUCUUUUCCUCCUCUCCCCCUCUUUUCCUCCUCUCCCCCUCUUUUCCUCCUCUCCCCCUCUUUUCCUCCUCUCCCCCUCUUUUCCUCCUCUCCCCCUCUUUUCCUCCUCUCCCUCCUCUCGAUGUCUGCCCCUCUCCCUGUUGCUCCGUUUCUCCAUUCUCCCCCGCUCUUCCCCCUCCAGGUGCCGCUGCAGCAGGGGCAGGAGAUGCUGCGGCUGUUCAAGGGCUACUCAUCGCGCACGUCCAUUCUGGACGACUUUACCUUCUACGACUCGCGCCAGCGCGCCAUGCAGGAGCGGAAGACCCGCCACCCCUCCCACCCGUUCCCGCACCAGCAGCAAUCGCAGCACCUGCAGCAGCAUCAGCAGCAGCAGCAGCAGCAGCACCCACAGCAGCAGCACCAGCAUCCUCAUCAGCAGCAGCUGCAGUCGCAGCAGCAGCAGCUGCAGCACCAGCAUAUGCAGCAGCAGCAGCAUCAGCAGCACCAGCAGCAGCUGCAGCAGCAGAGGCGGACUGUAGUAGGGCGGAACCCGGGACCAGUGCUUCUGCCUCAGGUAUUUUUCGUGCCCGUCGUUUCUUUACCUUAUCACCCGCACUUGAAGUUCCUUCUCCCUCCUCCCCUACCUCUCCCCUCCCGUUCCCCCUACCAUUCCCCUUCCUCUUCUCCUUCCCCGGCCUUCCGUUUCCCCCCCUUUCCCCCACUCCCCUCCCUCCCCGACUCCCCUCCCUCCCCCACUCCCCUCCCUUCCCGACUCCCCUCCCUCCUCCACUCCCCUCCCUCUCCGCUUCCCACCUCUCAUGCCUCUCGAUCCCAUCAACCCUUCCUUUGUUUCUGCUUUCGCUAUCGCUACCCCCAUCCAAUACUGAUUUAGCUACUACCUCACUUUUCUCCACCUUUCCUUCCUCUAUUCCCAUUACUCUUUCCCUCUGUUCCCCUGCUCCGCUGUUCCCUUGCUCUCUUGCUCCCUUUCUCCCCUGCCCCGCUGUUCCCUCUACUCCGCGGUUCUCCCCGCCUUGGCUUGACGCCCGCCUGCUAGACCCCCCCUUCCCGCCUCUCAUGCCUCUCAACCCUGCCUUUGGCCCUGCUGGUCUGCCUCUUCCCGCCAACGCUGCUGCUGGCCCCAGGCUAGACUGA
Molecule: messenger RNA, 5805 nt
Organism: Closterium sp. Naga37s-1
Lineage: Eukaryota; Viridiplantae; Streptophyta; Zygnematophyceae; Desmidiales; Closteriaceae
Source: the annotation of a GenBank genome assembly